CUACAGGGACACGCGUAACGCGACAAUGGCGACCUGAAAGGCUGGCGUGCGUUUCCUUGCUUCGUACACUUUUGACAUCUCGCCAGUGUUUACCGUGUCCUUUUCGCGGAUUCUUGAAUGUGAAAUCGGUCCGUGCUACCGUAAAAUAUGUGACUGGUGAAGUGCGAACGCGAGAAACAAAAAAUCGCGUCGAUCCAACCAUUAAAGCUAGCUAGGCGCACGACACAAUUCAAUGGUUUGGUCCCUGCCGAAAAAACGGGAUAGCCAUGUACGCAUCGAUAUCUUGUCAAUUAUAAUGUGCUGUGGAGCAGCGGAAGACGUUUGUCACCGAAAAUAUUGUGGUGCUGAUAAGGCAUGUUAAAAUAAGGGAAGAGAGCGAAGGAAAUGAGCCACAAUAUUGCAGGCAUGCCACCCUUUGCGAGGAUGCCUUUGGGGGGUAUGGGUAUGGGUGUGAAUAUGGGACCUAGUGCCCCACAUCCUGAAUCUUCUGCUCACCCUCAUCCACCGCCACCACCACCUGCCGGUGCGAACCCCAAAAAGAAGAGACGUACCAAUGCGAACGUCGCUCAACCACCACCGCAACAACCUCCAUCCGUGCAAGAUUUGUUACCUCCGCCAUUGACGGGGUAUGGAGACACGAUAGUGGCGAGUAACCCUUUUGACGAUACGCCGCCGCAAACGACGCAAACUCCCAUGAUGCACGGUGGACCGCCUCAUAUGCAUCCGCACCAUCCGCAUCACAUCGGUGGGCCACCCAUGAGAGGCAUGAGUCCGUUAACUUCGAUAGGCGGCAUGAGUCCUAUGAUGCCUCAUAACAUGGGUAGCAUGAGCCCUAUGGGAAACUCGCCUAUGACGAAUCAUAUGAAUCAUAUGGGAGCCAUGUCACCCAUGAAUCACGCGCCGAUAGGUGGUAUGAGUCCCAUGAACAAUAUGGGUCCCAACAUGCCACCCGGUCCAAUGAAUACCAUGAACAAUCAUAUGAAUAUGAGUCACAUGGGCAACUCUCAACUCAGCGGUCCACCCAUGGGUAGUCCAAUGAACAACAUGAACAGCGGACCAAUGGGCAGUCCUAUGAAUAACAUGGGACACAGCAUGGGCAGUCCUAUGGGCGGUCCAUUAGGAUCUCCCAUGAACACUAUGGGAGGAUCGAAUCACAUGCCCAAUGGACCAAUGAAUAUGAAUAAUAUUAAUAGCCAUAUACCACCCAACAGUCCAUUGAACGGGCCUUCUAUGAACAAUGUGAACAGUCCACUGGGACACAACGGAUCUCAACCCCAUCCAAAUCACAUGGCUAAUAAUCUUAACAAUUUAGGAAGGCCCAUGAACGGACCUAUGACCACUAUGAGCUCCAUGGUGACUAACAAUAUGAACAUGAGCGGUCCGAAUCCAAUAAAUAGCAUGAACAUGGGCGGGCCACCAAUGAACAAUAUGUCCAAUAUGAGUAUCAGUCAUCACAAUCAAAUGAGCCACAUGGCAGGCCCGAUGGGCACUAUGUCCAGUAAUAUGGGUGGCGGUCCACCGAUAGGCCAUCCGAUUAACAUGGGUGGUUCUAUGCCGCCUCAUGGUUUUCAAGGCCCACCGGGAAUGGGACCAAAACCAAUGCCAGUUUCAGCAGGAAAAAUAUACCCUCCGAACCAACCAAUGGUAUUUAAUCCACAGAAUCCCAAUGCUCCGCCCAUUUAUCCUUGCGGAGUGUGUCACAAAGAAGUGCACGAUAAUGACCAAGCGAUUCUUUGCGAGUCUGGUUGCAAUUUCUGGUUUCACAGAGGAUGCACAGGAUUGUCGGAAACCGCCUAUCAAUUACUAACGGCAGAGGUUUACGCGGAAUGGGUGUGUGAUAAGUGUUUGCAGUCGAAAAAUAUACCUUUGGUCAAAUUUAAACCAUAACACUUCUUGACACGUCGUAUAUGCGACGCACGAGUGACUCUUUGUUAGCGUUUACACCUUGUAACACGCACAUGUGCGCGUGCGAUUGCACACACGUAUACACAUGCGAUAUACACUAGUGCACGGGCGAAAUCGUGCAUAUAUUAUAAACAUGCGCUGUUUGUUAAUAUCUUAGCUUUAACUUGUUGAAAUAUUAGGGUAUCAUUGCGAGAGUGGUAUCGAUGAUUCAGAGGACCGCGAAGGAGCAACAUAUGUUCGAAAGUUAAAUGAAAUUUUGAGUCUGUUCAUGACAAGUGGAUUCGUCCAUUUAACAAAAAAGUUUAUUUAUAAAAUGAGCUCGAGAGGAUUUUCUAGACGGUUGAUUUGUUUUCUGUUACCGUUAGAACGUAAAAAGCAUAUUAAAAACAAAAGUCCAGGAGGCAUGCACGUUUUUUAAGCAAAGCUGUGAGAGAAAAAAAAACCUUAAUGAAAAAAAUAUAAAAAGAAAGAGAGAGAGUGAGAGAAGUGUCUGAGAGAGUAUAAAAACGUGGAAAGACCUCGUUCGAUUGUCAUCGUAUCUGUUAAUUGCAUUUAAUUCGAAACUUGAAAGGAUAAUCAUAUGUGUACAGUAAAGAAAUAUACACGUGAUGAUUGGCGACAAACGGAUCCUGAAAAUACACAUCACUGGCAGGUAAACGAAUGUUCUGCUCGUUUCGUUGAAAUUCGGAUGAACGUUCCUGGUAAAUUACACGUCGACAAUGUGUGUAUCAUUUAACGAAUAUCGCUGUUUGUCAUCAGGCUCGUCGCGUCGAUCAAGGGAACUCCAAAAACCAUCGAGUGGUACUUUCAAAAAUCUAAAAAAAAGAAAAAAACAAAAAAGAAAGAAAGAGGGAGAAAGGAUGAAUGCACAUUUAACUAUCUAAGGACAGAGUUAUGUGAAUAUCGGACAAUUGUGAAAUCGUUCUCGUAAAGCGAUAUUUUAUUGUAAAUGUUCAUAUCUACCAUGGAGUAUUUGAGACGUCGAAAAAGAUAUCCUGAAUCCAGUGUUUUCGCAUAAUUCAAUGAUUACCGAAGUAUUUUGGGUGCUUCAAAGAAACGCGUUUGAGCACAGAUACCAGAUACGCAAACGCUGUUUCUUUGCCCCCCCCCCCUCCCCCCAACCCCCCCUCAAACAACGUAUUAACACAUAUGAAAGUGCUACAACUCUUGUAUUUUUAUAUUUCAAGUAUUUUCGUAUAAACCAUGGUCAGUUAUAUACUUUCGAGAUAUGUUAGUGUUAUAGUUUAGAGUAUAUCCAGAAUGUAAAUAGAAGUUUUAAUACAGCAUAUGUAUAAAAAUAUUUCUAUCUGUUUGCAGGGAUCUAUCGAAGGCUUGUAUCGUUAAGAGAAACAGAGAGAGAGAGAGAGACGGUGGAAAAAUAGGGACAGGUUUCUGUUUCACCGAAGAUCGUAUAUCCUUUCUUGCCAUGGUUUAUGCUGUUAAUUCAUUCGACACGCAUCAAUAACGCGUUCUUUUAACUUUUCUACGUGGGUUCUCCGUGUGUUUUAGAAAGAGAGCCGAGAUAACUACAGGAAUUCGUUCGCCCGACUAUUAUACUGUCCAGUAUAUAUUUUACGCUGCGGCAAUUGGGGAUUCUUGUAAAUUUCUUAAAAAUCUACAAGAAUCGCGCGUUGCUUCGCGGGAACGUAAAAAGCGAAAAUUUAUUGUACAGCGUUGUUUGCCGUACCUUUGUCUUAGUGAAAAGUCUCGCGGAUGAACACUCCGAAAGCACGGAGAACUUUGUUUUCUAGAAGCCCGACGGUAACGAAUUCGUGCGAACACGAAUCAAGCUCAAGAUACUACAUCAAUGUACCGAAUGGAGUGUCCUGUUUAGUUACAGUAACUAAAUUUUCACACACACACACACAUACACACACCAUAAACAUUCACUCUCGCGCAUACAUACGCAAUAUCGAAUACACGCCCCUUGUCAUCGAUGGACUGCGGGCCUUUAUGCGUUCGUAGCAAUUAUUUAACGAAAUGCCGAUUUGAAUCAGUACGUAAACUAUUCGGGCUCAGUCGAUUUAUGUUGAUAACGAUUAUUUAAACGAAUGUGGCACGUCUUUCCAAUCUCCUUAGGAGUUAGCCAAGUCUAACGAAUAAUUCGUUUUAGGACUCGCGUGAAGAUCCGCAGUCUCUCGAAUCGGAUACUUGGUGUAUCAUGAACGAUACAACCAAGUACAAUCGACGCGAACGAUUGACGGAGUAGAGAAUAAAAGGGAAAAAAAAACGAGGGGAAGAGAAAACUGAAUUCCGUUGGCAGCUAACGCGAAAUUAAACGAGUCCCACGGAUUGUAUAGUUUCCUUUUUCUUUUCUAUAUACAUAUAUACAUAUGUAUGAAAUAUAGCCAAUUUUAUCAUUUUA
Megalopta genalis is the source of this 4270-nucleotide messenger RNA. It is a transcript of the gene pygo, whose product is annotated as pygopus family PHD finger. Lineage: Eukaryota; Metazoa; Arthropoda; Insecta; Hymenoptera; Halictidae. The record is from RefSeq and is a predicted model, not a curated record.